UUGCGAAUAAAUCGACGUUGUUUUUAUGAGAUGCUUUGAUUCGCCCUCGUCCGAUGCCUUUGCCUUCCUUCGCUGCCGCAACUGAUGCCGCUGCUGCUGCUCCAUGUUCCGUUGCAUCACCACCAACCGCGUCCAGCUCACCACAAAUCUUCAACACCUACCUCGCCACUUGCCUCAAGUUGAGAUUGACCUCCUCCUCCGUUCGCACUCUGCUCCCCUUCAGUCGUCGCCUCAAAGCUCGCUCCUUCCUCGCCCCCGUCUUCUUCCGCUCGCCUACCCCUCUUCCCAUAGAUAUGGGAAGCAAUGGGGUUCUUCUAGGAAAGGAACCUGACUUAGUUCUCUCCUCUUCAUAUGAGGCUGCAAUGAAGGCCCUUUCCUCUCUAAUUGGUGGACGCAAAAAUAAUGUUAAACCCCCAAAAGGAAAAUUGAAUGCAAUGCUUGAUUAUUUAAAGAUAAUAGGUGUGGAGAACUUAAUUCAGCUCAACAUUAUCCACAUUGGUGGAACAAAAGGAAAGGGCUCAACUUGCACAUUUUCUGAAGCUAUUUUACGCGAAUGUGGUUUUCGAACAGGACUUUUCACAUCUCCUCAUCUUAUGGAUGUGAGAGAAAGAUUUCGAAUUAAUGGGUUAGACAUCUCAGAAGAUAAAUUUUUGUAUUACUUCUGGGAUUGUUGGAACAUAUUGAAGGAGAAUGUAGAUCAGAAUUUGCCUAUGCCUCCAUUAUUUCAGUUCUUGACAGUGCUGGCAUUUAAGAUAUUUGUCUCAGAAAAGGUUGAUGUUGCAGUUAUUGAAGUAGGGCUUGGGGGAAGAUUAGACUCCACAAACGUGGUUCAGGAGCCUGUUGUCUGCGGAAUAACCUCAAUUGGAAUGGAUCACAUGGAGAUCUUGGGUGAUACAAUUGGGAAAAUUGCUACUUCAAAAUCUGGGAUAUUCAAGCCCAAUGUUCCUGCAUUCACAGUACUUCAACAUCCGGAUGCAAAGUUAGCACUUGAGGAAAGGGCAAGUGAGUUGAUGAUUCCUCUAACAAUUGUUCCACCCCUUGAUCCAAAAAUGAUGAGAGGAUUAACACUUGGAUUAGCUGGAGAUCACCAAUUCAUAAAUGCUGGUCUUGCUGUAGCACUAUGCAUAAAUUGGCUUCAGAGAACCGAGCAUGGAGAACUUGUUCCUCAGGGUUACCCAAUAGAAGAACUGCCAGAAGCAUUUCUCAGAGGUCUUUCCACUACUAGUCUUGGUGGACGAGCUCAAACUUUUAUUGAGAAAAAUCAAAAUUCUGGUGAUCUUGUCUUUUAUUUGGAUGGUGCACAUAGUCCAGAAAGCAUGGAAGUUUGUGCAAGGUGGUUCUCAAAUACUGUCAAGGAACCCGUGCGUUCAUUGACUAAAGUUAUGAAUGAUCAUGUGAUUAGCAGUUUCCAUAAUAACAAGCAUUCUAAUGAAUUUACGAGAUCAACAAUGAAGGUUCUUUUGUUUAACUGCAUGGAAAAGAGAGAUCCUCAGCUUCUUCUUCCUCCGCUUAUCAACAUUUGUGCUUCAAAUGGUGUUCAUUUCUCGAAAGUCAUAUUUGUACCUAGCAUGUCAGUGUAUCAUAGAGUUGAUUCUGGGUCAUCCAUUGUGGUACCCGAUUCCCCUGCAAAUUUAUCAUGGCAGUUCAUCCUUCAGAGAACAUGGGAGAAACUGAUCCAUGAAAAAGAUUUUGUCAACGGAAAUGGAUCCAGCAAGCAGCAACUCGAUAAAUCACUAGUUCAUGAAUUUCAUACUCGAGAGGCCAUGGAAAAGUGUGGUGAUGUUUUAAACGAUCUUUCUUGCAGCGCUGUAAUACCAUCCUUGCCAUUGGCUAUAAAAUGUUUGAGAGACUACGUGAAGGAAAAUCCCACGCUUUCGCUUCAGGUUCUUGUCACAGGUUCAUUGCACCUGGUGGGUGAUGUGUUGAAGCUUUUGAAAAAAUGAUUUGGGAUACUAAAACUAAAAUCCUUCCACACUUGCAUUUCUCUUUGUAAUAUCAUUCUUCUCUUUAACCAAUUGAGCUUGUUUUGGUUUCUGUAAUAUCAUUCUUCUCUUUGACCAAUUGAGCUUGUUUUGGUUACUGUAAUAUCAUUCUUCUCUUUAACCAAUUGAGCUUGUUUUGGUAACUGUAAUAUCAUUUUGAAGAAGGAUGAUUUGGGAAUCUCAUUACUAUAAAUAAUUAUGCAAUCAACUGAAAAUAACUAAUUAUGUAA
Zingiber officinale is the source of this 2212-nucleotide messenger RNA. Its product is annotated as folylpolyglutamate synthase-like. The coding region runs from base 54 to 1943 and encodes 629 amino acids. Lineage: Eukaryota; Viridiplantae; Streptophyta; Magnoliopsida; Zingiberales; Zingiberaceae. Gene Ontology annotation, biological process: tetrahydrofolylpolyglutamate biosynthetic process. The transcript has 16 exons. Gene Ontology annotation, cellular component: cytosol; cytoplasm; mitochondrion. Gene Ontology annotation, molecular function: tetrahydrofolylpolyglutamate synthase activity; ATP binding. The record is from RefSeq and is a predicted model, not a curated record.